Molecule: messenger RNA, 642 nt
Organism: Didymosphaeria variabile
Lineage: Eukaryota; Fungi; Ascomycota; Dothideomycetes; Pleosporales; Didymosphaeriaceae
Exons: 3
Coding region: 1-642 (213 amino acids)
Source: RefSeq, a predicted model, not a curated record
AUGGCAAAACCUACAGUUGAUUGGAAAAAGCGCGUUCUACUCCCCUUCUGGAUCAUCCGAAUAUGUCUGAUGCUUGUCAUAAUCAUCGGCUUCUCUGUAGCGAUGGGCUUGAAUCACGAUAAUGCCCGGCGCAUCUUCAGGUACCCCGCUGCAGUAACCUUUCUUUUCCUCACCGUCCUCGUUCUAUUACUGGAUGUGGUACAAAUCCUCUUGUGGGCCCGGGACACGCUUUAUCCUGCUUACUUUACCGGUUUGACUGUUUUCCAAGCGGCCUUCUGGGGCCUCGUAUUGCUCAUGGAUAUAAUUUUGAUCGCGAAGAAAGAGCAAAGCCCUCAAGCAGUGGGGCUGGUUGUUGUUGUGUUCCUCUUAUACCUCGGCCUCUUCAUCUAUGCUCUACGUGGUCACAUGAAGCUACGCAGGAUUGGCAAGCGAGGCCACUACGCGUCGGCAAAUAAUAUCGAGACGGCUGCCGUCGCGGAAGUGCGGUGCUCAGAAUCGACGUUCGAUCGGAACGACAAGCAGCACCGUAAGCCGAUGUAUCAUGGAGGUGAUCUUGGGGAAUCGAAGCCGCUAGAUACUGAAUAUGACGAACCGAUGGAACGCUAUGUCGAUCAGCCGACGAAGUCUGCGAAAGAGGUAUAA